AUGGAACUAAUACUGAAUAAUCUCAUUUCUGAUGAUCUAACGAAAGAACAAAGACAGUCAAGUCUUGAGUUCUUACAGGACAUCCUGCAAUCUGAGACAAAGGAAUAUGAAACUUAUUUUUCAUCCAGGGCAGCUCCUGGUAGCAUAACCGAGGACAUAGCAGAAAUUGAUGCCGAAUUAUCUGCUCUUGAUAGAAAGAUAAGGAAAUCACUACUGGAAAAUAAGUGUCAAGUUAUUCAGGAUAUUCUUGGGAAUGACGACAGAGUCCAAUUAGAAGAAAUAUCCAAAUCUUUGGAACAACUCUGGGAGUUGGACGCAAAUAUCAAUAAAGCUGCAGAUGAAGAAACCAUGAAUGAAGAAACCACUAAUGAAACUAUUUCUCUCGACGACUUUUUAGAGCACGACAGCGAAAGUAAUGAUACGAAUGACAUUAUGACCACUGAUCCAGCAAGAAAAAAGAAGGAAGAUGAAUUUCAUAAGGCAUUAAGCAGGUUAAGAACCAGACUUUCGGCCAAAGGAGAUGAUAAGGACGAGAUCAGAUCAGAUACAUUGGUCACCGUACUGGACAAUUUGGAUAGCAUUACAGAUUUGAUGGAAUUGCCAUUCUUGGCGCGUACAUGUAUUAGAACGGGACAUUAUCAAGAAGCCGUCAUGUUAUACACUCAUACUAUCUCUUUGAGGUCAAGAUUCCCUGGCUCAACCAUUGUAGAUGAGGUCUGUGAAAAUGUUUUGAAUGAGAUAAGUACUACUAUGUUAUCAGGGUUAGUCAAACUGCUAUCUACUAAUGUAUCGGUUAACUCACUGAAGAAAAUACUAAAGUACUUGAAUUCCAUUCCACCAUUUGAUGGAAAGACAAAUAAACCAUUGUUAAACAUUUUCUUGGCCAUGAGGUACAAAUUCAUUACUGGCGAAAUAGCAUCGUAUUCCUUAGAUAUUGAGUCUUCGAAUGAAUCAUUGAUUGAAAUUAUGGUUAAGAGAAAAGUCGAGGUCCUCAGGGAACAUGUGUAUAUGUCGUUGAAUAUUUUCAUUAAAAAUUUUUUGUAUGAUACAAGCGAUUUAGGGAUUCCAUUUCCGGAAGAAUUAGAAGCUGGUGCAUCAACAACAAGUGCAACGGAUAAGGAGAAGGGGGGGAUGACAGAGAAGAGAGAAAUAGAACAAGAGAAGAAACCAGAAGAGGACAAGGCAGAAGAAGAGACAGAUGAAAAAGCAGAAGCAAAGGCGGAAGAAGAGGUAGAAGCAAAGGCAGAAGGAGAAGUAGAAGCAGAGGCAGAAGAAGACGUAAAUACUAAGGUUGAGGCGGCUUCAAGUGAGUCCCCUAACAAGAUGCCACCUUCAAAAAGGGUGAACAAAAUACCAACAAAUGCAAUUAUGCUGCAGUUCGUUGAUAGGUGCGUCACAUACUUAUUAAACGAUCUCAUCCGCGAUUUAGGCGGCAUCAGGCUAAGUGACUCCGUUUGUCUACAACUCGUGUACUGCUCAUUCCGUCUCUCUGACCUAAAUCGAAACUACCAUCACCUCUUCUUGAACAAGAUAAGCAACACAAGUUUAUUCUCCACCGAACAGCUCACCCAGGCGAUCAAUAAAAGAGCAGAGUUGGCCACUAAAUAUAUUUACUCUUGA
Molecule: messenger RNA, 1620 nt
Organism: Saccharomyces kudriavzevii IFO 1802
Lineage: Eukaryota; Fungi; Ascomycota; Saccharomycetes; Saccharomycetales; Saccharomycetaceae
Gene: COG8
Product: Golgi transport complex subunit COG8
Exons: 1
Coding region: 1-1620 (539 amino acids)
Biological process (GO): cytoplasm to vacuole targeting by the Cvt pathway; intra-Golgi vesicle-mediated transport
Cellular component (GO): COG complex
Source: RefSeq, a predicted model, not a curated record